AUGACAUCACUGUCUGCUGCUGUCAUCACCGUAGUAGAAGCAAAUGAAAGUGGAGGAGGCGGAGGAAGUCCAUUUAAAAGAAGGUAUGGACUAAAGAAAAAAGAGGCAUCUGAAGAUGAUGCUGAUGAGGAUAUCAAAAGAAGGUCAGAAGGGUCUAGAAAGCUUCCAAGUUUCAAAAGCCAAUGAAAUUACUGGCUUGAUAAUAAUUCAGUCAAUUUGCAUGAUUUCGCCAUCCACAUCUUAAUCCUUACAUCAUACUUCACAAUAUGCUUAAUUCAUUUAAUCUUCUUCAAUCAAAAAAUUGCACAUCUUGAUAAUAUUAACAUUGAAAGCCCCUGACAAAAUAGAUUAGCUUAAAAUAUAGAAGUGUAAUGUAUAAAAUCUGUCAGCAUUAAUCUGUUUUAUGUGUUUAUAUGUCUUUCAGUGUUCCAAUACUUUUUUACAGCUUGGUUUUGAUCUUUAUUCAUUUUUUACUAUUGCAUUAUUAUAUUGGAUUUAUUUUUGAACUAGCCUAUAAACAUUUUAAUAUAGUGUUGCAAUUUCGUACUCCAAACAUUAAAAAUAGUCAACAUGUGUUGCAUUGUAAAUAUUACGCUAUUCAUUUUGUACUCACACUACAUAUUGCCUGAAGGUUUUAUCUUACUGCCUGAAGCAGUCUUGCCAUAACUGCCAUCAUUUUACACAUUUGUAACUGAACGUACAUAUUCUGCAUGGGAAUAAAACUAAAACAUACAAAAAAAGUUGAAUUAUAUUAAUAUUAUGAAUCAGAGACACAGAGAGAAAAGUAGUAAUUUAAGUAGCAUAGCAAAGACAGAUGAUUAGAAUUAUCAUAUAACGUAGAAUACCAAAUUAAUUAAUGAUGAAAGUAUCCAUCAAUUGACUCCUUGAAAACUUAUAUUGCUUUAAAAAAAAUUUACUGUGAAAAAAAUAAUCACAUCAAACAGAAAAACAUUGUCAUAGUUAUCUUUGUUUCAAUUACGGUUGACAGGUUCACAGCAAUAUAUAAUGAUAAUUUAAGCAACUCGAUCAAUGGUUAAUACAUGUUGGUAAUUACUUGGUAAUUAAGUGAAUAUUUUAUUUUUAACAAUGAUGUAUACAAAUCAAUUUGUUAAAAUCAAUCCCUGGUGAAAUAAAUUUUCAAAAAUCCCUAUUUGAGUAAGGAAGCAAUAAUAGGAAGUCAUGUGCAUCGAAGCGCGUGUCUCAAGAAAGCAAUUGUUCCACAAAGCUUGUCAUGACUUAAAGAUCACAAGAAUGCUUAACCAGCACUUUCUUAUUGAAACCUAUUUGUUUUCAAAUUGAAUGAUCUUGCAUAUAAGCAUUGAGCGUCAUGUUGGUUUUCAGUGAAAGCUAGCUUAAGGAAUGAAACUUUAUUUCCUGAUCAAUAAAGGUUUAGUCAAAAUCGGACAAUUCUGCAGAUAUGUAGGACUAUUCAAUACCUUUGCAAAAAUUUUUAUCUCAGGCAGUCAGCUUCUUUUAUAAUUUAACAAGAAUGAAUUUGAUAGGAAGUCGUUAGAUGCAAAAAGCCCAUUAAUAUGAGUCAAGCCCAUAUGUUAGGCCAGCAAUGAUGCGCAAUACAUAUCCUAUAAUGACGCUCAGCAUGUCACAUGGUUAGAUUUCUUGAAGUUAAAUAUUAAGCAGGAGGUAGUAUAUUAGCUGCUAACAAGCUCAUUUUUCAGGUAUAGACAGUGUGAUAUUACUUUAGUAUAGUUUAGAAUGUAGAAAUCGCAGUGCUUCACUUUCAUAUUGGCAAUAUGGGAAACUGCUGGAGGAAAUUUGUAGACUGCUUGUGCUAUUAUUGCUAUUCAGAGGAUUCGGAGAAGAAACCUCUUUUGUCAAAAGAUGAAGAAUAUGGAUCAAGUGUGGAUCCACCAGAAACACAAGCACUUAUUUUACAAUCUACAAACAACGAGAAUGAUACUACUGAUAACACACCACUACUCAAAGAACAUGAUAAAAGAUAUACACAGUUUGGAGAGGAACGAAAAAAUGUGACUGAAAUGCAAAGGAGUAAAUCUCAUCGGGUUACAUCACCAUACAAAAGCCCUAAACAUAAAUUCAAAAGACUGGGAAGUGAGCCACAACUGAUUUCAAUAAGAAAAGAAGAAGAAGUCCAAGAUGAAACUGAUUCAAUAUCAGGAGCAGCCCCCACAAAACGUCAAUUGACUGCGAUGGAAUUACUUCAAACUGAGACCACUUACAUACGAAACUUGAAAAUAAUUAUUGAGAUCUACAAACAGCCAUUGGAAAAUGCAAUAAAAACAGGAGAACCUAUUUUGGCUGCAGAAGAUAUCAGAAAUAUAUUUGGUGGGAUAUCUGAUAUACUGAAAGUUCAUUCUGAGAUGCAUCAAGAACUGAGUGAAAUGAUAUCAGAAUGGCAAGAAGAUUGCUGCAUAGCUGGCAUUAUCACAAAAUAUCAAAGCCAACUCACAAAGGUAUAUCCACCAUAUGUAAAUUACUUUGACAUGGGAAAGGACAUUAUUUUGAAGCAGAAGAAAUCAAAUAAUGCAUUCUCAGAGUUUCUCAUCAAUUGUUUCAACAAUCCAACAUGCUUGAAACAACCGUUAGAUGCUUUACUAAUCCGACCGGUUCAACGUUUGCCUAGCAUGUCAUUGUUAAUAAAUGAUAUGCAGAGGCGGACACCAGAAGAUUUGAAAGAUCAUACAGAACUUGGGAAGGCAAAAGAUUCCCUGAAACAAGUACUUUCACAUAUCAAUGAAGAUAAAAGAAAAACAGAAGGAAAAAUGAAAAUAUUUGAUAUCAUUUAUGAGGUUGAAUUUUGUCCGGUUGAAAUCGUAUCUUCAAAUCGACUGUUCAUAUGCCGAGUCAAUGUCACAACAUCAAACGAAGGAUUAUAUAGAACUGGAGACAGACUUGCUCUCUAUUUACUUACUGAUAUGAUUGAAGUAUCCAAAUUCAAACGAUCACCUGGAAGGAAUUCCCCUUUGCUAAAGCACAUCAGAACGAUCCCUUUGACGAGUAUUAAAUCAGUAAUAGAUAUUAACGAUACAGAAGAAUCACAAAAUAUGUUCGCAAUCCAUCUUGAGAAUGAACAUUCUGAUAAAAUUAAUGGGAAUGGAAACGCCGCACACUCCAAUCCAAACAUGGAUAAGAUGUGUGUCUGUCAAGUACUUGAUGAUCGUACUUACAAAGAAGCAUUUUUGAAGAAACUGAAUGAACAAAUUCUAAAAACUUCAGAAAAAGACAAUAAUGAGCCGUUGAUGAAGAAAAUGGAUCCAAGUGAAGUACAGCCUUUACUGAGAAAAGGAAGCCAUAGAGUAUUCAGAAGAACAAGGAGCAAGACAAAAAGAGAUUAAAAUCAAACACAGACUAUUGUCGUGGUGACAAAAAACCAACGCACCAUCUUCCUUGAGCAAAUAUUUUAUGCAAAAAAAAAGAAAACAUUUCGGAAGCUUAAUAAAUCCUCCCUUUUUGAAUAUUGUGUCACUGACAAGCAAAAUACGAAAAAAGGCUGAUCGAAGAAAAUCAUCAAACUGGUAUUUACGUCUCAAAAAUACAGUAGAUUCACUGUGGCAUCCAUAUUAUUCUGAGAAAUUGAGAGAACUGAGAACUUCGUAAUGAAGCCACCCCGCACUCAUAACAUGUAUAUUUAAAUGUACCAGUAUAUUGUGUACAUGUCGACCUGUCUUGUUACAAAGUUUCGCCAAUGCUUAUUUUUCGAUACUGUAUUUUUGGUUGAAAGCAGGGUUUGAAAUGAACCCUAACAAAGUUUCAGUAACAGAAGAAGGCUUACUAAGUCUCAAGUUGAAUUAUAUGUAAAAUGAUGCAUUACAACUACUAGAGCUAUUAAAGCAGAAUUUCAUGAAAAAAAUUCUUUUCAUUUGUUGAGUGGCUUGCACAAAUUUUUCUGCACAAUUGUGCUAGCCUGUAAAGAUACUGUAUAUUUUAUAUCUUUUGUCUAAUUACUUGUUAUUUUUGAUUACUAUUAAUAUUUGUUAUCUUUUUUGAUUGUUGUUCAAAUCAGUCAUGAAAAAUAAACAUUGUGAUGAGGUGCAUUUUGACCUAAAAAUAGAACUGUUGAAAAUAAUCUUUGAACUUGUUAAUGAAUUGUUUGUGCCUGUCCUGUGAAGUUUACCCACACGCCAGGGAUGUCCAAAACUAAUCGAAUUCAUUCGAAAUACAUUUUGUUUAAUAUAGUAAAUCUUUGAAUUUAGGAAAAAAAUUUAGAAUAAUUUGAGCCGUCACACGAGCGGAUCUAAAUGUACGAUAUCUCAAUUGAUAACAACCAACACAAAAAAUAAUGACCUUUUUAAUUUACGCCGCUUUGGAUAUGAUGAUAUUUUCCCACAUGAACUUGCUCCUAAUUUAGAAUGUAAUUGAUAUUCCGUUUUUGGAAUUGUGAAAUAUUCGGUAUUGGCCAUCCCUGCCCACACCAACUUUAAUUUCAAGAUUGUAUGUUAAAUCAGUGGUUGCCAAUUCUGUAAAAAGUCGUUGCAUACUCAUUGAACUAUAAUAUUAUGUUAAUAUUUGUUUGAAAAAAGUGAUAAUAACCUCGGCAAUGCGUGAGAAUUUUGCCAUAUUUUUCAAAUUUUACAAUUACUCUUACUCCAAGAUCCACAGAACUAUUGAAAUAUCAUGAACAUGAGUUUUAUUACAAAAUUAAUUCAAUUCGAUAAUAUCAUCCCUAGCUCACUUUUUACUCGACUGAACGCUGCCAGUGUGUAACCAGGUCUAUUUAAAGCUUAAAACUUACUAUUCAAGCUGAACCCCCAAACUCAUACUGGGAACUGCUGGUCGAAGGUUAAAACACUGUAAUAUUAUUUGAACAUAUGAAGAAUAAGUAUAAUAUUUGCCAUACUUUUUUUGCUAUCUUUACUUGAACUUCCAAUAGGGUUCCACUUGAAGCAAACCCAUGUUGAUGCAUUUUAAUUGUUAUUUCACGACUCACGAGCAUUACUAAUCUUUUUCGUAUUCUUAUCUUUUAUGGAUAUCUGCCGCAUCAAAGUUGAUAACUGGUAUUUAUGGGGAUUCAAGAUUUGUAGAUUAGCAUGCAUUUGAUAUAAAGCAAAUAGUAUAUCAAAUGUGAGAGUUGAAUUAUAAUAACGUAUUUCUUAGUGCUUCAAAUUUUAGGUAUAUCUUAUUACACACUCUGUUCUUUUUGUGUUAAUUAAAUUGUGAUAAUACAAAAUUUACAUAUUCAAGCGCUUAA
Styela clava is the source of this 5167-nucleotide messenger RNA. RefSeq names its product protein ECT2-like. The record is from RefSeq and is a predicted model, not a curated record. Gene Ontology annotation, molecular function: GTPase activator activity; guanyl-nucleotide exchange factor activity. Lineage: Eukaryota; Metazoa; Chordata; Ascidiacea; Stolidobranchia; Styelidae. Gene Ontology annotation, biological process: activation of GTPase activity; mitotic cytokinesis; regulation of cytokinesis, actomyosin contractile ring assembly. Gene Ontology annotation, cellular component: nucleus; cell cortex.